Cannabis sativa is the source of this 2762-nucleotide messenger RNA. RefSeq names its product dynamin-related protein 5A. Gene Ontology annotation, cellular component: microtubule; cytoplasm; membrane. Gene Ontology annotation, molecular function: GTPase activity; GTP binding; microtubule binding. Bases 98 to 2584 code for a protein of 828 amino acids. The record is from RefSeq and is a predicted model, not a curated record. Lineage: Eukaryota; Viridiplantae; Streptophyta; Magnoliopsida; Rosales; Cannabaceae. The transcript is spliced from 8 exons.
AAUAAGCAACGUCUAUUUCCAAAUUCAAAUUCAAAUCUCUUUUCUCCCUCCUCUCCUUUCCUCUCCUCUGACUCUGAUCUUGAUCUGAGCCUGAGCCAUGGCUACCACGACGAACUCAUCUCUCAUCACCCCAACCAAAACCCCAUCAGAGAAAUCCCAAUCGGCAAGGCACCACAAACGGAACCAUACCAUGCUCGAAUCAUCAUCGUUGUCCAAGUCCCGGUUCGAGGCCUACAAUCGCCUUCAGGCCGCUGCCGUUGCUUUCGGCGAGAAGUUGCCUAUUCCGGAGAUUGUCGCCCUCGGUGGACAGUCUGAUGGAAAGAGCUCCCUUCUUGAAGCCCUACUCGGCUUCCGGUUCAAUGUUCGCGAGGUCGAGAUGGGCACUCGUCGCCCCCUCAUUCUCCAGAUGGUUCACGAUCCCACAGCUCUCGAGCCUCGCUGCCGCUUCCAGGAUGAGGACUCUGAAGAAUAUGGAAGUCCUGUUGUGUUGGCCUCUGCAAUUGCAGAUAUCAUAAAGUCUCGGACUGAUGCCAUUUUGAAGAAAACCAAAACUGCUGUUUCUCCCAAACCAAUUGUGAUGAGAGCUGAAUAUGCACAUUGUCCUAACCUCACCAUUAUUGAUACUCCAGGUUUUGUUCUUAAGGCAAAGAAGGGAGAACCUGAAAAUACACCUGAUGAGAUUCUUUCCAUGGUGAAAUCACUUGCUAGUCCUCCACACCGCAUUCUUCUCUUUCUUCAACAGAGUAGUGUGGAGUGGUGCUCCUCAUUGUGGUUGGAUGCCAUUCGGGACAUUGACCCAACAUUUAGGCGUACAGUAAUCGUUGUAUCAAAGUUUGAUAAUCGUCUCAAGGAAUUUAGUGAUCGAUGGGAAGUUGAUCGAUAUUUGAGUGCAAGUGGUUAUUUGGGAGAUAGCACUCACCCAUUUUUUGUUGCCCUACCAAAGGAUAGGAAUACAAUUUCAAAUGAUGAGUUUCGUAGGCAAAUAUCUCAAGUGGACACAGAAGUCAUCCGUCAUUUGCGUGAGGGUGUUGCAGGAGGAUUUGAUGAAGAAAAGUUCAGGCCAUAUAUUGGUUUCAGCUGCCUGAGAGAAUAUCUGGAGUCUGAACUUCAGAGGAGAUACAAAGAAGCUGCACCAGCAACACUUGCUUUGCUUGAACAACGUUCUAGUGAAGUCACCACUGAACUGUCCAGAAUGGACUCCAAAAUACAAGCUACUUCUGAUGUUUCUCAACUCAGAAGAUUUGCAAUGUUGUAUACUGCUUCUAUCUGCAAUAAUGUGAGAGGACUGAUUGAUGGAGCAGCAGAUCCUGCUCCAGAGCAGUGGGGUAAAACAACAGUGGAGGAGCAGUAUGAAAGUAGUAUUGGGGGUUGGCCAGGUGUCAUUGCAGAAAUAAAGCCUCCUAAUGCUACUCUCCGGCUCUAUGGAGGAGCUGCUUUUGAACGAGUAAUGCAUGAAUUUCGAUGUGCUGCAUAUUCGAUAGAAUGUCCCCCGGUAUCCAGGGAGAAGGUUGCAAAUAUAUUACUUGCCCACGCUAGCCGAGGUGGAGGUGCAGGAGCAACUCAGGCAGCAGCAGAAAUUGCACGAGCUGCUGCAAGAUCAUGGCUUGCCCCUCUUCUAGAUACUGCUUGUGAUCGCCUUGCUUUUGUGUUAGGGAAUCUCUUUGAUCUUGCUUUAGAGCGAAAUCGCAAUCAUGACUCAGAAUAUGGAAACAAAUCAGGAAACAUGGAUGGUUAUGUUGGUUUUCAUGCAGCUUUAAGGCGUGCUUACAUUCAAUUUAUCAAGGAUAUCUCAAAACAAUGCAAGCAACUAGUUCGGCACCACCUCGAUUCAGUAACAAGCCCAUACUCAUUGGUGUGUAAUGAGAAUGACUUUCAAGUUGGUUUUGGAUCUACUGCAGCCUCUGUUUACAAGUCCAACCAAUGUUCAGUUGGUUGGCUUUCACUUGAAUUGUCUGAUGGUGGGGCAUCAGGGCACGAAGAAUCAGCUAAAGAUCAGGAGAACAGGCCUCCAGAGAAGAGUGCUCUGCAGACCACACCAGGUAAAGGUACAGAACCCAGAGAUGCUCUUAGAGAAUGCCAAUUGACAGUGCCUGAGACCCCAUCACCUGAUCAGCCAUGUGAUCCAACAUACGGCGGGGCCAAGGAGCUCGGAAAUGGUGCUGAUAUCGGGGCGAGAAAACGAUGCUCAAGGAUGACUGGCAACAGCAGAAAUACUGAUCACAUGAGAUUUCAGAAUGGUGGUGGUCUUUUAUUUGGAAAUCGAGAUGGUGGGGUAAGACCAGGCUCGGCUUAUGCAGAUAUUUGUUUAUCAGCAGCUCAUCACUUCUCACAGAUACGUGAAGUUCUUGUGGAGAGAAAUGUGGCUUCAGCUCUGAAUUCGGGAUUCUUAACUCCUUGCCGGGAUGGGCUUGUUCAGGCAGUGGAGUUGGAUUUGUUUGCUGUAAAUGAUGAGAAAUUCAUGGACAUGUUUGUUGCUCCGGGAGCCAUUGACGUUUUGCAAAAUGAGAAGCAGUCUCUUGAAAAACGUCAGAAAAUUCUGCUCUCUUGCUUGACAGAGUUUAAAUGUGUUGCUCAGGCACUUUGAAAGGCUUGUGUAUAUGUAUCUAUAAGCGGUUUCUGAAUACUUCACAGCUUGUGAACAUGAAAGGGAUUAGGAUGAGAAACUCAAAAUAGUAGGAUUAUUUUUUGUCAUUAAUUUGGUUGUAAAACAUAAUAUCCUUUGUUGUUGUAAUAAAAUUUGGUUAUUUGAAUAUUGUUUAUUA